AUCCCAAAGCAGAAAGAAGCAGCAGACUCUGAACCAGCCUGAGACCCUUCACACCUCACCAUGAUCUGCGUUCUGCUCUUAACACUGUUUGCUGUGGUGUCAGCUGACCGGGUGCCCCGCAGCUGCGGCACCUGCGACCCGAGUAAGUGCGCUCCGCUACCGGCCGAGGGCUGCUCCUCCGGGACGCUGCUGGACGCGUGCGGCUGCUGCGAGCUCUGCGCGUCUGGUGCUGGAGAUCCGUGCGGGGGACGUGGAGCCUCAGCCAAGCGCUGCGCGUCCGGACUCGAGUGCGUCAAGAGCGACAAAGACAAGAAGAGCAAAUCAGGGGUCUGCGUCUGCAAGAGCAACUAUCCCGUGUGCGGCACUGACGGCGUGAACUACAACAGCGGCUGUGAGCUGAAAGCAGCGAGUGUCACAGCAGUGAAGGACAAAAAACCCGAAAUUAAGAUUCGGAACAAGGGCAAAUGCGCUGAAGCACCAGUUAUUGUAACAGCUCCAGGAGAGGUCUGGAACAUUACUGGCUCGCAGGUCUUCCUGAGCUGUGAAGCCACCGGGAUACCAACACCUGUGCUCACCUGGAGAAAAGUAUCUAAUAGCAAAGACAAAACUCUUCCUCUCCCUGGAGACAAAGACAACCUGGCUGUCCAGACCCGUGGAGGUCCUGAAAAGCAUGAGGUUACCGGAUGGGUGCUAAUAUCUCCACUUACCAAGGAUGAGGACGGCUUCUACGAGUGUCAUGCCAGCAACAUCCAGGGUGAAGCAUCGGCCGUGGGCACCAUUCAUGUGGUGGAUUCCAUCAAUGACAUUCCACACAAGAAGGCCAACUAGAAAACUAAGACGUCUUUGUCAUUGGUGCCUCUUGUCUGUUUGUAUGCAGGGAAGGAUGAUGAGCUGUAAGAGGACGUGGCCUCCGACUGAGAUGUUGAAACACUACGCCUGUGCAUUAAUGACAAGCAUCUAGUGCAAUCACUGCUCACACGCUCCACCUGAACCACAAACAGCAACUUACACACGGACACUUUAUUCUGUAGAAGUUCUGAGAUACUCACAAAAACACAAACUCCAACAUUUCUCCAUUCCUACACUUUACCUCACUCUACAACGUGUCAGCCUGCAGAACAACUUUGAUACUGUAAAGCGCAAACCAAGACAACCAUCAUAUUGAUUUUUGAAGUUACGCACAUUCCGAGAACACGAACAUUCAGACACGCACACUUCAUACGGCACAUAAUAUCAUUCACACUUGCAUGCACGUGAAAGCACUCAAAUAUCUCUUCUCCGCUUAUAUGUAUGUUUUACUUCUCUUUGUGAUUUUUCAAGAUGUUUUAAUGAUACAAAUUUUACUCAUUCCUUUAGUUUUCUUUCAUUUUGGUUGAUGUCUAUGGUGCUGAAAAACAAUUAUUUUUUGAAACUAUUUGUGCACAGUUUCUAAGACUUUUAGAUGCUGUUCCUCCAAGGUUCAGUUAAAACUUUAAGACUACUUCAUCUAAAUCAGGGUUUCUCAAAUGUUUUAGUAUGAUGCACCAAAAAUCAUAUUUAAUUGAGAACCAUGGGCCUAGAGUAAAUGUUACAUUAUAUCAAACUAAAAAUCAGAUUUUAACCAAAUUAAAAAUAUAAAUGAUUUUCUCCCCUCAACUUUUCCAUGUGUAUUAACAUGUGACAGCAAGCCAACAAUUUUUUUUUUUUUAAUUAAUGCCAUGACAAGUCACAACUAGUGUAGUUCAGAAGAGCCCGAGUUCAAUUUUCUAGGUGUUAAAAUUCCGUUGGUUCCCAAAUUACAGUAGAAUUAAGUGUUGUCUUUAAGUCUGAGCAUCUAAUGCAUCCGUUUAUGUUUUGAUAUUUGUAUAACACUAAUGAAUAAAGAUGUACUUGAAGAGG
Molecule: messenger RNA, 1878 nt
Organism: Carassius gibelio (silver crucian carp)
Lineage: Eukaryota; Metazoa; Chordata; Actinopteri; Cypriniformes; Cyprinidae
Product: insulin-like growth factor-binding protein 7
Exons: 5
Coding region: 61-828 (255 amino acids)
Biological process (GO): regulation of signal transduction; regulation of cell growth
Cellular component (GO): extracellular region
Molecular function (GO): insulin-like growth factor binding
Source: RefSeq, a predicted model, not a curated record